AUGCCUUCUUUUACUUCACCCGACCAAGGAGAGGACCUGGAGGCCUGUGUUUUAAGAUUUUCAGAGUUAGAUUUAAAAGACACAAGGCUUAUCAAUCCCAGUAGCAGUCUUAAAGCCGAGUUGGAUGUCAGUACGAAAAAGAAAUACUCAUUUGCCAAGAAAAAGGCAUUUGCCCUUUUUGUCAAAACCAAAGAAGUUCCUGCACAUCCUUUUGAAUGUAAAGAAAAAUGGUGGAAAUGUUGUCAACAGCUGUUCAAAGACCGGAUCGGCAUCCAUAGACAUGUGGCAACACAACAUGCUGAUGAGAUCUGCCGCCAGACUGCUUCCGUGUUAAAGCAGCUGGCUGUGACACUGAACACCUCAAAGAGCCUUAAGCCUGCAGAUGAUAGGAACCCUCUAAAAGGGUACUUGACCUGUAACAGGGAAGUGUCCGCUUGGCUCCCUGAUGUAAGCUGCUUUAGCCCUGAUGAGCUGAUAAGGGGCCAGGGCAGUGAUGAAGGAGAGGUUCUACUUUAUUACUGCUACUGUGACCUGGGGGAUCCCCCCUGGGUCUGUGCCUGGCAGACGGCUCUGUGCCAGCACCUGCGCCUCACAGGCAAGGUUCGAAUUGCUACAGAAGGAAUCAAUGGGACAGUUGGUGGAAGCAAACUGGCCACCAGACUCUAUGUGGAAGCCAUGCUUUCCUGCCCAUUGUUUAAGGAUUAUAUGUGUAAGGAUGAUUUUAAGACCAGCAAAGGAGGGGCUUGCUGUUUUCCAGAAUUGCGUGUUGGUGUAUUUGAAGAAAUUGUGCCCAUGGGGAUCAGUCCCAAUAAGAUCUCCUACAAGAAGCCUGGAGUCCAUUUAUCUCCAGGUGAAUUUCAUAAAGAAGUAGGAAAGUUUUUGUCUCAGACAAAUGAAGAACAAAGUGAUACUAUCCUCCUGGACUGCAGAAACUUCUAUGAAAGCAAAAUAGGGCGAUUUCAGGGCUGUUUAGCCCCAGACAUCAGGAAAUUCAGUUACUUCCCUAGCUACAUUGACAAAAAUCUAGAACUUUUCAGAGAGAAGAAGGUGCUGAUGUAUUGCACUGGGGGUAUCCGUUGUGAGCGGGGUUCAGCCUACCUCAAAGCCAAGGGAGUAUGCAAGGAAGUGUUCCAGCUCAAGGGUGGCAUCCACAAGUACCUGGAGGAGUUUCCUGAUGGUUUCUACAAAGGGAAAUUGUUUGUUUUUGAUGAGCGUUAUGCCUUAUCCUACAACAGUGAUAUAGUGUCAGAAUGUUCAUAUUGUGGAGCCCCAUGGGACCAAUAUAAACUCUGCUCGACUCCCCAGUGCCGCCAGCUCAUCUUGACCUGCCCUGCUUGCCAACGACAAGGGUUCACAGCCUGUUGUGUCACGUGUCAGGACAAAGGGAGCGGGCUGGCUUCAAGUCUCACCCAGAGCAGCUUUAAAGAGGAAUGUGAGUGUACAGCCCGACGGCCACGCAUACCCAGUGAGCUGCCACAGCAGGUGUGACUGACUCCCCACCAGCUCAGAGCCAAGGCCUGGCGCUGGUGAGGAUGGGCCGUGCUUACGAGAGUGGCACCAUCAGCAUUUCCCUAGGCCUUCGCAGAGCUAGGUUCACAGUGACCAUACGCUGGAGAACA
Messenger RNA from Puma concolor (puma), 1619 nucleotides. RefSeq names its product thiosulfate sulfurtransferase like domain containing 2 (gene TSTD2). The record is from RefSeq and is a predicted model, not a curated record. NCBI's taxonomy places the organism in Eukaryota, Metazoa, Chordata, Mammalia, Carnivora, Felidae.